Molecule: messenger RNA, 2679 nt
Organism: Monopterus albus (swamp eel)
Lineage: Eukaryota; Metazoa; Chordata; Actinopteri; Synbranchiformes; Synbranchidae
Gene: chad
Product: chondroadherin
Exons: 4
Coding region: 90-1172 (360 amino acids)
Molecular function (GO): protein binding
Source: RefSeq, a predicted model, not a curated record
CAGAUUUUCUGAUUGUUCUUGUUCUGUUGAAAGACUGAAGACAGUCUAACCAAGGCAGCAGACCAAGUGAUAUUCAGGACUCUGUCAGGAUGCGUUGUGUGAGCUGGAUGUUGCUCGGGCCCUGCCUCCUGGUCCUGGUGCAGGGAGCCCUGAGCCAGUGCCCGAGCCCAUGCCACUGCCAUGGUGACCUUCAGCACGUCAUCUGUGACAACGUUGGGUUGAAGAAGAUCCCUCGAGUAUCAGAGGCCACUCGGUUGCUGAACCUGCAGAGGAACAACCUGAUCAGCAUACCCUCUGGAGCCUUCAGCGAAAGCAAGGGACUUAUCUCUCUGCACAUGCAGCACUGUCAUCUCCGAGAGAUUGGAUCCCAGGCCUUCAAGGGGCUGAAGAAACUCAUCUACCUCUACCUGUCCAACAAUGAGAUCAACAGCAUCAAGCCCGGCGCCUUCGAGGAUCUCAGCGAGCUCACCUACCUCUACCUAGAUGGGAACCACAUCAGAAACCUGGCUAAGGGCAUCUUCUCACCCAUGAUCAAACUCUUCGUUCUACAGUUCAAUGACAACAAACUCCAGGAACUGCAGCCAGGAAUCUUUGCAGGUGCCAAAGACUUGCGCUGGUUGCACAUGAGCGGGAACGAGCUGACCACCCUGCAGCCAGCCUCUCUGGACGACCUGGAGAACCUCGCCAUACUUCACCUGGACAGGAACAAGAUGUCCACCUAUCCCAGUGCAGCAAUGAGCAAACUGCGUGUGGUGGAGGAGCUCACACUGGGGAGGAACCCUAUGAGGACCAUCCCCGACAAUGCGUUCCAGAGCUUUGGACGCUACAUGGAGAAACUCCACCUGGACAACAUGGGUCUGGAGAAGUUCUCUGAUGGUGCAUUUACUGGUGUGACUGCAGUCAGGUCGCUGCACCUGGACAACAACAAGCUAAAGUCUCUCCCAAGAAGUCUAGAGUUUGGCACCAUCACCAACCUUACCCUCUCCAACAACCCAUGGAGCUGCACAUGUCAGCUAGCUCCACUGCGCAGGUGGAUGGACUCUAGCCGCAAUCGUCCCGAUGCAGUGUGCUCUUCUCCAGCGGCACAGAAAGGCAAGCAGAUCAGGGACAGCACCGCUUUCAGCGGCUGCAGAAGCAAAGCAAAGAGAACCAGGACGGGUACACGUCACUGAGCACGCAGACGCGCAGGAGAGGAGUCUGUCCAGGUGACUGGCUACAACAUGCAGUGAAAGCAAUGCUAACUCACUCUACUGCAAGACUGUCCUCCUAUUUGUCUGCCAAAAGUCGUCACAAGUGUAAACACACACACAAACACAUUCAUAGAUACACAUGCUCUGUAUCCGUCUCUCUCACACACACACUGAAAACAGCUGCUGCUGCAGAAAACGAGGGUGAUAAAGAGCAGAAAAACAAAACAAUGAGCAAACAAUCAGGUUCCAGUUCUUUUGAGUUUAUCGCCACAAAUUACUCUGUGUAUUAAACUAUAUAUUUGCUCUGUUAUUGAUGUAAUAUUAUUGAUUAGUGCAGUGUUGAUAAACUGGACAUGAAGUCUCCAAAAAAGGUUAGGAGGAAUUAUUAAGCAGCAGUCACUCAGGCAUCAACACUGGUUUACCUGCUUUUCUACUGUGUGAUGUCUUUUACAGUACCGUGAAUGCAAAAUGACACAGUGACUGAAAACCUACAGCAUUUCUACAAGUUUAAAAGACAGUAAGACCCCACUGGAUCUGUCUGCGAUGCGCUCGUCAGAGCGGAUCACUGCCGGUCCAGUUAAUGGUUGUGUUUCCACCAGGUCCAGCCGUGUUCUAUCUCUGAUGCGUCCCACAUAAACAUAAAUAAAACGGACAACAAGAAACCAUUACGAAGCCUGUUUACUGUAAAAGCUCAAAAACCGGGAAAUAUACCCUACACGUAAAAUGAGCACCACAACGAGCCGCUCUGCAGACGCACCCGGUGGGGGAUGAAGCCGUAUAGAGGACAGAUCAGAGCCGGGUCGAAGACAGAACGCAACACAGCCAGAUCCAGUGGAAAUGAGUUGUAAGACUGAAGAUGUGUGUAAGAAUAACAGGUUGGUCAAACCAUACAAGUUCCAGGCUGUCUGCCUAUCACUUCCAUUUUCCCUGUAUGAAGGCAUGUUAACAUUUCUAAGAUACACACAACUGGAUUCAUUUCAUAUUAAAUGUCCACAAAUAAGAAUUCAAGCACAGGUCUAAAAGAUUAAUAGGUUUUAUAGGAUCGUUGUUUCUUUACUUUAACACAUUUUCUUUCUAAUAUACUGUACAUUUUACUUAAAAAAAUAAGAUUCAAAUAGUAAAUUCUUACACUCAAACUAUGUGGGUUACUCACAAAUGUUGACUUAUGUACAUCUAAUGUAUAUUCAGUAUCUCUACACUUCCUGAACUGUUGAAAGUGGUAACAAAUGUUCAUAUACAAUAAACCUUUUAUAAAAUUAGGCCUCUUUUGUCUUAAAUACUACUUGUUCACAAGGGGCCUGAUAAUGCAUUUCUGCAUGAUAACAUCUCUUCAUGCUUUUGCUAAAUCUAGUAGGUGUUUUUCUACAGCUAGUGGCUAAGAACUGAAAGGGAUCACUGAAUCAAUUUGUAACCUGGAGUGAAUUUUUGAUCACAGGUGUUUGGUGAGACAAGUCCCAUUAUCUUACAAAUUAAAACAUAAUAAAUUAUA